Jaculus jaculus (lesser Egyptian jerboa) is the source of this 1684-nucleotide messenger RNA. RefSeq names its product G protein subunit alpha transducin 2 (gene Gnat2). The record is from RefSeq and is a predicted model, not a curated record. Gene Ontology annotation, cellular component: photoreceptor outer segment; photoreceptor inner segment; heterotrimeric G-protein complex. Gene Ontology annotation, molecular function: G protein-coupled receptor binding; GTP binding; G-protein beta/gamma-subunit complex binding. The coding region runs from base 219 to 1283 and encodes 354 amino acids. The transcript has 9 exons. Gene Ontology annotation, biological process: adenylate cyclase-modulating G protein-coupled receptor signaling pathway; detection of chemical stimulus involved in sensory perception of bitter taste. NCBI's taxonomy places the organism in Eukaryota, Metazoa, Chordata, Mammalia, Rodentia, Dipodidae.
UCCCCGCGUCCCGACCCCGCUCUCCAGAGGCAGCGGGCCACGUGCUCCCGAGAAAACGGGACCCGGGGUUAGUCCAGGCUUCUUCCGCCACACCCCCGGGGUGUUGAGCAGGGCUCCGACUCUCGUGGCCGGACCGCGGGGAAGCCACGCAACAGGAGCCUUACAGGAGAAGCCUGAGAAACAGCGGAGUGGCUCCUCUCUGAGGAGGGGCAGAGGAGAUGGGGAGCGGAAUCAGUGCUGAGGACAGAGAACUGGCCAAGAGGUCCAAGGAGCUGGAGAAGAAGCUACAGGAGGAUGCUGACAAGGAGGCCAAGACCGUCAAGCUGCUGCUGCUGGGAGCUGGGGAGUCAGGAAAGAGCACUAUCGUCAAACAAAUGAAGAUCAUUCACCAGGACGGCUAUUCACCAGAAGAAUGCCUGGAGUUCAAGUCUGUCAUCUAUGGAAAUGUGUUGCAAUCCAUCCUGGCUAUCAUUCGCGCCAUGUCCACACUGGGCAUUGACUACGCUGAGCCAAGUUGUGCGGAUUAUGGCCGGCAGCUCAACAACCUGGCUGACUCUACCGAAGAGGGGACAAUGCCUCCAGAGCUCGUAGAGGUCAUCAGGAAGCUGUGGAAGGAUGGCGGAGUGCAAGCUUGCUUUGACAGAGCUGCGGAGUACCAGCUCAAUGACUCGGCAUCUUACUACCUGAACCAGUUAGACCGGAUCACAGACCCUGAUUUCCUCCCUAAUGAGCAAGAUGUGCUUCGGUCCAGAGUCAAAACCACAGGCAUCAUUGAAACCAAGUUUUCUGUCAAAGACUUGAAUUUUAGGAUGUUUGAUGUGGGAGGACAGAGGUCAGAGAGAAAGAAGUGGAUCCACUGCUUUGAGGGAGUAACCUGCAUCAUUUUCUGCGCUGCUCUCAGUGCCUACGACAUGGUGCUGGUGGAAGAUGACGAGGUGAAUCGCAUGCAUGAGUCUUUGCACCUGUUCAACAGCAUAUGUAAUCACAAGUUCUUUGCUGCCACUUCCAUUGUUCUCUUUCUCAACAAGAAGGACCUCUUCGAGGAGAAAAUCAAGAAAGUCCAUCUCAGUAUUUGUUUUCCAGAGUACGAUGGGAACAACUCCUAUGAGGACGCAGGGAAUUAUAUCAAGAGCCAGUUCCUUGACCUUAAUAUGAGAAAAGAUGUCAAAGAAAUCUACAGUCACAUGACCUGUGCCACAGACACACAGAAUGUCAAAUUUGUGUUUGAUGCAGUUACAGAUAUUAUCAUCAAAGAAAACCUCAAGGACUGUGGGCUCUUCUAAUCCUCACCAUUCCUCAGGUAUCCAUUCUAUAAACAGGCCUAGAAUCUGAGUAAGUUCAUGCAGAAAGUUACAGGUCAUUAUUCCCCAUGACAUGAAGAAGGACUCCACUGGAGAUAGAGAAGGCAUGGUUGCAACUGUUUUCCCAGUCUGACAGUCUGCAGUCCAGUUUAGAGUAUAAGGCUAAGACUCCUAAGACCCAGGUUCCAGUACUUGUUCUGCUUAAUAUGAAUACUUCCUUCCUCUGAACCACAAGUCCCUUGUCUAUAAACUGAAGAUGGGUUAUUCUACAGAGGUCACAUGAUGGAAGGGAAGACACACAAAAGCCAUUGUGGCUGGGUGUGGUGGUGCAUACCUUUAAUCUCAGCACUCGGGAGGCAGGGGUAGAUGGAUCACCAUGAGUU